This is a messenger RNA of Prinia subflava (tawny-flanked prinia), 1104 nucleotides long. It is a transcript of the gene MRPS22, whose product is annotated as mitochondrial ribosomal protein S22. Gene Ontology annotation, cellular component: mitochondrial small ribosomal subunit. Gene Ontology annotation, molecular function: structural constituent of ribosome. The transcript is spliced from 8 exons. The coding region runs from base 20 to 1021 and encodes 333 amino acids. Lineage: Eukaryota; Metazoa; Chordata; Aves; Passeriformes; Cisticolidae. The record is from RefSeq and is a predicted model, not a curated record.
GGAAGGGGCGGGAGGGAAGAUGGCGGCGCUGGGGGCGCGGGGCUCGGCGGCGCUGCCCGCGCGGCUGCGGGCGCUGUGGGCGCUCCCCGCGCGGCGGGCGCUGGCGGCGGAUGCGGGCGAGGGAAAGGCCGCCCAGCCCAAGCCCGCCUUCACAGACGAAGCGGUUCAGACGCUACUUUACAAAAUGACGGGACUCGACCUGCACAAGGUGUUCCGGCCUGUGAAAAAGGGCCUCAAGCCGCCCCACUACAAGCUGAUGACCGAAGCUCAGCUGGAAGAGGCCACAAGAAAAGCUAUUGAGGAAGCUAAAACAAAACUAAUCAUGCCUCCUGUUUUGAAUGAACGAGAGCCAAUUGACGAUGUCUUAGCAGAAGACAAAGUCCUUGAAGGAACUGAAACUGCAAAAUAUGUGUUUACAGAUUUAAGUUACUCCAUUCCACAUCGUGAGCGUUUCGUUGUAGUCAGAGAACCAAACGGGGUGCUACGCAAAGCCACCUGGGAGGAACGAGACAGGAUGAUCCAGAUAUUCUUCCCAAAGGAAGGGCGCAGGGUGAUUCCCCCCACAUUAUUCAAGGAUGAGAACCUUGGGACUGUAUUUCAGCAGGAUCGUCAUGAAGAUGUCCUGAACAUGUGCAUUGCUCAGUUUGAGCCAGAUUCACCUGACUAUAUCAGAGUUCACCAGCGCACCUACGAGGACAUCGAGAAGCACGCCAAGUACGACCUGCUGCGCUCAACCCGGCACUUCGGGGGCAUGGUGUGGUACCUGGUCAGCAGGAAGAAGACGGAUGGCUUACUCAUAGACAUGAUCAACAGAGACCUGCUGGAGGAUGCUACAAGUUUAAUUACACUGUAUCAUAUGCUUCACCCUGAAUGUCAGUCAGCAAAGGAAACUAAAGAAGGGAAACUUCAAGGAGUUGAUCUGAUCAAGGUAUUUGUGAAAACUGAAUCCCAGAGAGAAGGUUAUAUCCAGCUGGCCCUGCAGGCUUAUGAAGAAGCAAUGGCUACUUCUUCAGCUUCAUGAAGUAAACCUCGGCUCAGCAGAAGUUUUAAAUCUGUUUAUAAACAUUUUCUGUACAGGAUUCCACAAUAAAUACUUGAAAAUGA